This is a messenger RNA of Eupeodes corollae, 1860 nucleotides long. It is a transcript of the gene Arp8, whose product is annotated as actin-related protein 8. The transcript is spliced from 10 exons. The record is from RefSeq and is a predicted model, not a curated record. Gene Ontology annotation, cellular component: Ino80 complex. Lineage: Eukaryota; Metazoa; Arthropoda; Insecta; Diptera; Syrphidae. Bases 107 to 1774 code for a protein of 555 amino acids. Gene Ontology annotation, biological process: regulation of DNA-templated transcription; double-strand break repair.
AAACGGAUCUUUUGUUUGACAACCAGAGUGUCAAGUUUGUUUUUGAAAACAAAUUUAAACAAAUUGAAUUUAAUAAAUUAUUAAAAAAUUAAAAUUUCUAAUUGCAAUGUCUAGUCAAUCCAGUUGUCCCGAGCAUCUUCAAGCUCAAAUGAUCAUCAUCAUUCAUCCCGGUUCAUUGAAUCUUCGUAUAGGACGAGCUUCAGAUUUCAAUCCCAUACGAAUUAUACAUGCUAUAGCUCGAAAAAAACGUACAAAUGGACAUUCAUAUAGAGACAGACUUCUUCCCCAAGUUACAAAAGAAUCACUUACCGAAUUCGAAGAACAUCGUUUGCAAGUGUCUCACAUCAUUCAGUCAUGUUCACAAUCUGAUGGUCGUCGAAGAUACGCGACGCCACCACAGCAAAUUGCUGCUUUCAAUAGAAGAUCUACUCCUGACAUAGUUGGAAAGGCGGAGACAAAUGUGCCAAGAACAGAAACUAUCAUCGGAGAUGAGAUAAUUAAUAUAAAUAUGGACGAUCCCUACAACAUACAUUUCCCAAUAAAACGUGGAGAACUGAAUCUGCACAGUGAGCUUGGUGGUUCUCUUACCUCUGUUAUGACUGAUUUGCAGGAUAUCUGGGAGCAUGUAUUGAAAACAAAAAUGGGCAUUGAUUUAAGCAUCCUCAAUCAAUACAAAGCAGUUUUAGUUGUUCCUGACAUUUACAACCGGAAUCAUCUCAAAGAGUUAACUUCAUUGCUGCUUGUUCGAAUGGGCUUUGGAAGUUGUUUUCUAAUUCAGGAUCAUGUUGCAGCUACUUUUGGCGCUGGUCUAGGUCAUGCUUGUGUCGUCGAUGUAGGUGAUCAAAAAACAUCAAUAUCUUGUGUUGAAGAUGGUAUUUCUCAGCCAAGCACAAGAGUUAGAUUAGAGUAUGGUGGAGCUCAUGUGACGCAAGUUUUUCACUGUCUUCUAGAUAAGUGCUCGUUUCCCUACAAGGAAUGCAAUGAUAACAAUCUAAAAGAUGUUUUUCUUCUCAAACAACUUAAAGAAAAAUACUGCCAUGUUAAUUUGGACAUUUGUGGAUCUCAGGAGAAAACAUUUGAAGUUUGCCAUGCGGAAAAUAAACUUAAGUAUACAAUUCAAUUAGGCGAUGAGUGUAUUGUUGCACCUUUGAGUUUGUUCCAUACCGAGCUACUAACGAUUACGGGAAAAAGUAAAGCGGCAAAAGUACAAAUUUCGGCAUCUCAUCAGCCUGAUUCAGAAGAUUGUUUUGAUGCCGAAUACAUACGAGAAACAAGUAGAAGAAAUGCCCGCGAACAACUUGAACAAAUUCAAGCUGAUGGUGUUAUUGUACCACCGGACAACCAAGAAGAAGACCUUGUUGUUGAUUCCUUUGAAAAUGAAAGAGAUAACAAAAAUGAUAAGGAUUUUGUUCUGCCAAAUGGUCAAGUUAUUGGUAUUGAUCAAGCUGUUUUACUUAGUAUAGAGCGAUGUCCUAAUGAAGAGAUGAAAAAGAAAAUGUACGGUUGUGUACUUGUUGUCGGAGGGGGAAUGAAGUUCGCAGGCAUUGGUAAAUGGUUGCAAAAUAAAAUGGCUUUAAAUGUUGCAUAUUCUCAUCGAUCUGAACAACUUGAUAUUGUGACAAGCACCAAAGAUAUGGACCCAGCAAUGACCUCUUGGAAAGGGGCUGCAAUAAUGUCGUGUCUGGAGAGUGCUCCUGAAUUAUGGAUAAACCAGCAUGAGUGGCAAAAAUAUGGCCUACGUGUGUUAAGAGAAAAAGCUCCUUUCAUGUGGUGAAAUAAUUUAUAUUAAGCAUUUUCAAAGAGCAUUUGUAUCAUAGGAAUAUCAAACACAUAAGUAAUAAAAUAAAUUAAGAUGAAAAA